CAAGAAUGCUCGUGCUGCCACCUUGGAACACGCCUUUACCAAUACCACUAUGGCGUCCUGCUCAUCUUUGAAUGACUAUUUUCAGCGCAUGAAAGAUCUUGCCGAUCAACUCAGUGAUGUCGAUCACCCGGUGAGUGAAUCUCGUCUUGUUCUUCAAAUGGUCUCGGGUCUUCCACAAGAAUAUGACACUGUGGCCUCGUUUAUCACUCAAGCCGAAAAGUCUUGGGACGAUGCUCGCGACAUGAUUGAACGCGAGCAACGUCGUCAAGCGACAAGACAAUCCAUUCAGGCGGCAUUUCAUCCUACUAGUGCACCGAGUAACCCACAACCCAACCCACCCGCAAAUCCAACUCAUAACCCGAACCCACACCCUCCCCAGCCUUAUCAUCCGGCCCAAACCUUUGACCAAAGAGCCCAAUAUCCCACCCGGGGCAGGGGCCGCGGCCGACACUCUUAUCGGGGUCGAGGUCGUGGUCGCUACUCCAACUACCAAACCCACCAACCCACUAACCAUUCGACCCAACAACCUUACAACCCAUCUUACUCACCCUACCCUUGGUGGGCCUCUCCACCACCUUGCCCAUAUCCAGCCCAAUCACCUUGGACAUCUAACUGGAAUCGCACAGCCCAAACCACCCCUCCGCACCAACCUGCUCACCCCUCCCAACCCCCUGCUGGCUACGGCCUUACUGCUCCUACCACCCCUUCACCCUACACUCCACCACCCGGUUUUCCCUUCCCACCUGGUAACCCCACCCCACCACCAAUUGACCCCAUGCAGCCAACCGAACUCGGUACCGCACUCUCCGCCUUGACUCUCACUCAACCAAUGCCGCAAUGGAACAUGGACACCGGGGCCUCCUCUCACAUCACUUCGGACCCAGGAUCUCAAGACUGGACAACCUCUUUCGCGCCAUGAUAGCACCGGUGACCUUUACCCCUUCACAACACCCCGUCAAGUCCUUUUAGUUGCUGAAUCAAAUAAGUGGCAUGAUCGUCUUGGACAUCCUGGCCCACAAGUUUUAAAGUUUCUUUCUCGUACUUUUAAUUUUUCUUGUAAUGAACAAUCUUUUGCCUUUUGUGACUCUUGCCAUUUAUCUAACAGUAAACGGCUUUCGUUUGUUGCUUCUAAUUCGUUUACUUA
Molecule: messenger RNA, 1144 nt
Organism: Helianthus annuus (common sunflower)
Lineage: Eukaryota; Viridiplantae; Streptophyta; Magnoliopsida; Asterales; Asteraceae
Product: extensin-like
Exons: 2
Coding region: 50-919 (289 amino acids)
Source: RefSeq, a predicted model, not a curated record